This is a messenger RNA of Achroia grisella, 4551 nucleotides long. RefSeq lists its product as uncharacterized. NCBI's taxonomy places the organism in Eukaryota, Metazoa, Arthropoda, Insecta, Lepidoptera, Pyralidae. The transcript has 12 exons. The record is from RefSeq and is a predicted model, not a curated record. Gene Ontology annotation, molecular function: UDP-glycosyltransferase activity. Bases 1 to 4509 code for a protein of 1502 amino acids.
AUGGAAGUUCACACGUGUUUCGCCAUUUUGAUAUUAACUACAAUUCUAUUUAAUGAAGUGCAAUUGCUAAACAUUUUAGGAGUAUUCCCUUUUGAAGGAAAGAGUCACUCAUUCGUAUUUAAUCCUUAUAUGCUCGAAUUAGCGAAACGUGGACACAAUGUGACAGUUAUUUCUCAUUUUCCUCAAAAAAUGCCAGUUCAAAAUUAUCAUGACAUCAGUUUAGCAGGUAAAAGUAAAGUGUUAAUGGAUGUUUUUUCAUUGCAUCGAUCUUAUUGGAGUAUAAUUGGAAUCAGUUUAUUCUUGGUGAAAUCUGGAACUGAUAACUGCAAAUUAGUAAUGGCGGAUGAAAAUGUACAACUCUUAUGGAAAAACCAAGCGAAGUUUGAUCUUGUGGUAGUGGAGCAAUUUAACAGUGACUGUUACUUAGGAUUGGCUCACAAAUUGAAAGCACCAGUUAUUGGAAUAACAUCCCACAAAAUUAUGCCUUGGCAUAUGAGCAGAUUCGGUAUUGUAUAUAAUCCUUCACACACAGCAUUUUCAUUUUUGGAAGGAGGAACCAAACCCACAUUGUACCAAAGAUUUGAAAGAGUUAUUUUUCAUAAUUACUUUAACAUUUUGUAUAAAUAUUUCUGUCAGAAAAUCGAUGAAAAAACAUUAGCACAAUAUUUUGAUGAUAUACCGCCGUUGGAGGAUUUAGCUCGAGAUAUUAAAUUAAUGUUAGUAUAUCAGAAUUUCGCAAUGAUGGGUUCUCAUAUAUUUCCAUCAAAUGUCAUAGAAAUUGGAGGACUUCACGUAGAUAAACCGCAAGCGUUGCCUGAGGAUUUAAGAAAGUUUAUUAAGGAAUCGGACCAAGGCGUAAUUUAUAUCAGCUUUGGGUCUAUGUUAAAAGCAACGACAAUGCCAACAGAUAAACUUAAGGCUAUUAUUGAUGCUCUUUCCGAAUUACCGCAAAGAGUUAUAUGGAAAUGGGAAGAUAAAACCCCUCUUGGCGGUGCAAAAAAUAUUUACUUGUCCAAAUGGAUGCCGCAAAAUGACAUACUGGCUCAUCCUAAUGUGAUUGCUUUCUUUUCUCACUGUGGAUUAUUGAGUACUACAGAAGCUAUACAUCAUGGUGUACCAAUGGUAGCAAUGCCAAUAUUCGGAGAUCAACCAGCGAAUGCUGCCGCUGUAGAGGAAAGUGGUCUUGGACAGCAAAUUCAAAUUAAUGAGCUUACUAAAGAUAAACUUUUGGCAAAAUUGAGAAUGGUAUUGGAUCCCAAAUUCAGAGAAAACGUAAAACAUCUUUCUAAGAUAUGGCAUGACCGACCUAUGUCGGCUAUGGACACUGCUAUCUUCUGGACUGAAUUCGCGGCACGCAAUAGAAACCUGACUCUCAGAGCUGCUGCUGCCAAUGUGCCUUAUUAUCAAUACUGGUGUCUUGAUGUACUAAUUGUAUUCAUUGUGCUAAUACUUGUUUUUGUUCUUUUUACCAAAUAUCUUGUAUCCUUGUUUAAAAAAAUUAACAAAAAAGAAGCGUUAAAGAUAUUAGGAGUGUUUCCACAUUUAGGAAAAAGUCACUUCUUUGUGUUUCAACCAUAUCUACUUGAACUGGCGAACCGAGGCCACGAGGUGACAGUCAUAUCACAUUUUCCACAAAAGUUACCAAUUAAUAAUUACAAGGAUAUAAACUUGGCAGGCGAAAUUAACGUAUUUGAAGAUUCUUUUCCGAUUGAGAGAUCGUACUGGACUAUAAUCCAAAUUACUUUAAUGGCUGUCCAUUAUGGAAGAACUGACUGUAAAACUAUGCUGUCGAAUGAAAAUGUACAAAAUUUAUGGAAAACAAAUACGAAAUUUGAUCUAGUAGUGACUGAGCAAUUCAACAGUGAUUGUUCGUUGGGAUUGGCGUACAAGUUAAAAACUCCCGUAGUUGGAAUAACGUCACACAAAAUAAUGCCUUGGCAUAUGAGUAGAUUCGGUAUUGGGUAUAAUCCAUCAUACAUACCGUUCAUGUUCUUAGAAGGAGGUACUAAGCCUACAUUGUACCAGAGAGUUGAAAGAACAAUUUUCUAUUACUACUCAAAGAUACUUUAUAAAUUCUUCAGCCAGAGAAUGGAUGAAAGCACGUUAGCGCAAUAUUUCGACGAUAUGCCACCGUUGGAAGAACUAGGGCGGGAUGUUAAAUUGUUGCUAGUGUACCAAAACUUCGCCAUGAUGAGUUCCGAAAUGUUCCCAACGAAUAUCAUUGAAAUCGGAGGACUUCAUGUUGCUAAACCUAAACCUUUACCAGAAGAUAUAAGAAAGUUUAUAGAGGAUUCUGAAAAUGGCGUUAUUUACAUUAGUUUUGGAUCACUUUUAAGAGCUACUUCGACACCAAAUGAAAAAAUUGAAGCUAUUAUUGGAGCAUUAUCUCAGUUGCCACAAAGAGUCAUAUGGAAAUGGGAAGAAAAUGACUUACCGGACGCUAAUUCAAAAAAUAUUUUCUUUUCAAAAUGGCUACCACAAAACGAUAUACUGGGUCACUCUAACGUACUAGCAUUUUAUUCCCAUUGUGGUUUACUGGGAACUACUGAGGCCAUACAUCACGGUGUACCUAUGGUCGGAAUGCCAAUUUUCGGAGACCAGCCUGUAAACGCAGCAGCCAUUGAAGAAAGCGGACUUGGAGUACAGAUAGAAUUCAAUGAAUUAACUGCAGAAACCCUAUUAGAAAAAUUCAGGAUAGUGCUCGACCCUAAAUUCAGAGAAAACGUAAAAGAACUAUCCAAGGUGUGGCACGACCGCCCCUUGUCUCCAAUGGACACAGCAAUCUUCUGGACAGAAUAUGCAGCGCGCAAUGGAAACUUCACUUUUAGGGCAGCUUCAGCAAAUGUACCUUUUUAUCAAUACUUAUGUCUUGACAUAAUAGGCGUAGUCAUCGGCAUCCUUAUUGUAUCAAUAUAUUUUGUGAAAUUAAAUUUUUGUCUUCCAUUUUCAAUCACGGCCUUGGCAACAAUGAAGGUUAUUUUUAUAGCCUUAGCGUUCCUACUAAUUGUUCAAAUAUUUACAACUAGUGCAUACAAUAUUUUGGCUAUAUUUCCAUAUCAAGGAAAAAGUCAUUUUAUAGUUUUCAAAACUUAUUUACAAGAAUUAGCAAGAAGAGGUCACAAUGUAACUGUUAUUUCAUACUUUCCGGAAACGCAGCCUCUCAGUAAUUAUCAUGACAUAAACCUGGAUCAGAAUAUCGAAGCGAUUGAAAAUAGCAUGCCAGUUGUAGAUAGAUCAUAUCUUUAUUUAUUCGGGAUAAGUUACUUCCUCACAAAUAUGGGUGUAUUGAACUGUGAAACAAUGUUAGCGAACGAACAAGUGCAGAGAUUGAUUAAAGAAAAAGCGAAGUUUGAUGUGGCUGUGUUAGAACAAUUUAAUAGUGAUUGCGGACUGGGAAUAGCGUAUAAGUUAAACGUUCCAGUUGUAGGAGUAACCAGUCAUGUAUUAAUGCCUUGGCACUACCAAAGAUUCGGAAUUCCAUUCAAUCCGUCCUACGUUCCAUUUCACUUCACGGAAGGGGGAACGAGGACUUCUUUGCUUCAGCGAGUAGAAGUUGCAUUUUUCGACCUUUGGUUCAGACUAAUAUACAAAUUCUAUGCACAAAGAAAUAAUCAAAUUGCACUUUCUAAGUAUUUUGAUGACAUCCCACCCUUAGAAGACUUGGCACGUGAGAUUAAAUAUCUACUCCUAGGACAUCAUUUUGUCCUUACUGGGUCAAGAUUAUUCCCAUCGAACGUAAUUGAAGUAGGUGGUUAUCAUGUACCUAAGGCGAAACCAUUGCCUCAAGACUUGAAAAGAUUUGUAGAAGAAGCUGAGCAUGGUGUCAUUUAUAUUAAUUUUGGCUCCGUGGUAAAAAGUUCGUCAAUGACUGAAGAACAAAUCAAAGUUAUUACAAGCGCUAUGGCUGAGCUGCCCCAAAGAUUUAUUUGGAAAUGGGAAAGUAAUGCUGUAUUAGCGCAUAAAAACAAACUUUAUGUAUCGAAAUGGUUACCCCAAGUAGAUAUUUUAGCACAUCCGAAAACUCUUGCCUUUUAUUCGCAUGCUGGAAUGGGAGGAACAACAGAGGCUCUUCAUUACGGAGUACCGAUGGUGGCUAUGCCAAUACUUGGUGACCAACCAUCCAACGGUGCGUCAAUAGAGGAAAGUGGUCUAGGAGUUCAACUGCAUGUUAGAGAUCUCACUAAAGAAAAUUUGCUGGCAGCCUUCAGAAGAGUAUUAGAUCCUAAAUUUCAUAAAAAUGUUAAAGAUUUAUCGAGAGCCUGGCACGACAGGCCCAUGUCUCCCUUAGACACAGCUGUCUACUGGACUGAAUACGCCGCCCGUAACUCCAAGUUCACCUUCAGGACUGCUGCCGCUGAUGUUCCUCUAUAUCAAUACCUCAAUUUAGAUAUCGCAUUCGUAUUUUUAAUAGUUUUUGCAGUAUUAAUAGUUAAGGUUACAUUAAUAAGAUCAAUUUGCUGUAGCAAGAAGAAGAGUGUUGUUGAAAAGAAAAAAGCUAAGCGAAAUUAAAAAGAUAGAGUACUUCGGAACCGUUUUAAUUUUUAAAUUAAU